CACAUAUUUCACAUUGAUCAUGCUGACUUUUACAUGUUCCGAUGUUUCCACUGUGACCGGCAGGGAGAUGGUUAAACCGGCGUUAUGACUGAAUUAGAAGUCUCUGAAGGGGGGGAUGAGCCCCCGCCCUACAUGAUCUUUGUGGUGGUCUUCCUCUUCUUCCUCACCGGACUGUUUGGCUUCCUUGUCUGCCACCUCCUGAAGAAGAAGGGCUACCGCUGCCGCACCGGAGAAUUGGAUGACGAAGAGGGGGAGGAGGAGAAGAUCGGCAUAAAUGCAGACGAAGAUGAUGAGGAGAACCAGGACACUGUGGAGCAGAUCCUCAAAUGCAUUAUUGAAAAUGAAGCUAACAUGGAAGCCUUCAAUGAGAUGUUUGGAAACCAGAAUGUGUGUGUGCGCCACGACCCCAGGCUGCGUAAGGAGUCCCUUGGUGGUGUUCCUCCCCAUCACCACACAGUCCACUCAGGCACCGACCACAACUCCUGCCACCUGUGUGCUCAGGUCCGAUCUAAAAAGGGCCGGCAACAAAGCCGAACCCCCCGUAUUAAACAACGACCUGGAGAGCAGACUGUCUUCUCUGUUGGAAGGUUCAGGGUGAUACACACUGAUAAGAAGCUCCAUGGAGGUCCUAAUCCAUUGGGCAGUUCAGGAGACCAGCUGGACCAAUCCCAGGACAGCGAGGAGCGGAAGGAGGGUGUGUACAAUCUGAGAAGCAUGUUUGACAGCUCCAACGGGGUGGCUCCGAAUGUGGGGAAACGCAAGAAGAGUGUUAGCAUAUUCGGGCUGAGGCGUGGCAGCGACCCCAGCGGCAUUAAAGUCAGAGAGGGGACAGGCAGGGACACUGCAGCUGUAAGACUCGCUAUUCAGCAGCAACCUGUAGUUCUAGAGGAACUUCUGCCGGCAGAGAACAUUGAAGUCGCAUCUGAGCGUGGUACUAAACCUGGUAUCAAACUUGAUGCAGAGAACUUAAAGAAUGAAACGCCUGGUUCACCUCAACAUGAGAAUAAAACUUCAGCUUCUGUUAAUUCUCCCUCUUCCAAAGCUAAGGAUCAGUCCCCUGGCUCCAAGUCUGGUCCAGAGGAUGGCUCUAAACAUGAGCCUAGUCCUCAACCUCAUACGAGCCUGGUGAUCAAGCCUUCCGUUGGGAUUACAUCAGCUUCUGCACCCACUUCUCUUGCCAUUCCAUCUUUUGGACAAGCAUCUACGACCAAGUAUAAGGUGUCAAAAAAUGAAGAUGCAUUUGAUCCUGGGCCUCUACAGACCUCUACUCCAAUUGCCCCCAUGCAUGGAUGCAUUCCGGGUUUAACUCCUGUCCUUCUUACCGUUCGACCUGAACCCUGUUCUAGCACAGGUUUUACAGUUACCAAAACUCCCACGGACCCAAGCUCCAGUGCUGAUCUGGAAUCAGGAUUGAGUGCCAGCCAAGUUUUAAUAAGCUUAGGUUCAUCCUCUCCAUCUUCGUUCCCAAUCAAGACCCCCUCUUCAGACACUUCAUUAAAAACUCAUAUCUCACCCGUGGUCACAGCGAGCCCUAAACUAAGUUUAAGAAAUACUCCACCAGAGGCUGCAAAAACAACUCUUUCCCCUGCCCUCACUCCCAGCCCCAAACUCCCAUCAGGCCGAGCGAUGACUAGCCAAUCACCUGUUCCAUCUUCAUCCUUUGGAAAUAUUGCUAGUCCAUUACAAGUCAGAACUCCCUCACCUGCUAUGAUUGGUAGCCCCAGACUUGACACCGUUCCAGUAUCCCCACAAAACCCUUCUUCUACUCCAGCCGACGGAAACCUGUCCUCCAGAAGUUCACCGGGUCCAAAUUCAAAGUCAGGAAGUCUGACGUCCAUAACAUCGUUGACCAAACAGGAUAUGCUUUCUAUCCCAUUAUCUCCAAAGGAACAAGUGCUGGAAGGAGCCAGAACCCCAACGACUGAAGAAAAGACAGAAUUACAGAGGGUGGGGAUUCUCAAAACAGCUAAACUCUCGCCAGUCGAGGGCGAUUCUCCAGGUUCUGCCCUUUACUCUCCACCUGAUCAGCUUUCUAAAGACAGACUGAGCAGUUUGCCUCUGUCACCUAGCACAACUCUGUCCCCCUCCUCACCUGUAGGGGGCAGAAUAAGUAGUGUGACCGUUGUUAAAGCCAGCCCUGACAGCAGCCGAGAGUUUUCUGUAGAAUCCUCUACCUUAAUAAAAGACCAGAAAGGAGAGACUUCUGAAAUAAGGAUUGAAUCAGAAAGAGCAAUAAUUAGUCUAGCCUUUGGUCAGGGGGGAGAUGUCUUUGUUUCAGGUGUUGUUCAACCUGAAAGUCAAAGUAGAGAGACCCCUGUAGCAGAGGUUAGGCCAAGGGUGGUCCAAGAGAAGGAAGAUAUGGUGGAGAUGGAAGAUAUUAGGGACUGCAAAGUAUCGCAGGAGGAAGAAGCAGAGCGGGGAGAGGACGAGUUGGAGAAGAUAGGGAACAUUUAGUACAAAUGUAACUGACAGAUGUAGGCUCAUCGAUGUGAUUAACAAACUAAAUAGUGGCCCCACACAGUGCACUAUAAAGACGGAAUGUAGGAAUAAGAUAACUGCUUUACUGACUAAUGUAAAAUCAUCAGAUACUCUUCCACUGCUACAUUUAAAGGAUGUGUUAGCCUUUCCACCCCAAACCACUUUUUUUAAUGGGGUUGGAUUGCCACCUGAACAUAAAGGAGUCCUUUGGUCGACUAUGUUAUUUUUAAUGCAAAGUUGCCAUUGUUUGAGAUGUCUUUGUUGACAACUUCACAUCACCCAGGAGAACAUCACCAUAAACCUGUCAUACCAAAAUUGAACUAAGGGCUUUAUGUUUUAAUUAAAUCACAAUGCUAGGUUGGCUGGGUUUGAUAUUGGCUUUCAUUAGAUUGAUAUAAAUGGGUCAUUAAUAUUUUCCUUGACCUCAACUAAAGCGGUACAAUUAGAAUUAGUAAACUGUAAAUAAAUUGAAUCAUGAGUAAUUCUCUAGACUUCACCAGUGAAGCCGUUUGGGAUUUUAAUUAAGAUAUUAUAGACAGUUUGGAGACAGAAAAGAGUACUGAUGUGCUUUAUGGAGCGAUGGACAGAUACCUUAACUUUUGGCUAAAGUACCUGCUAGUUGCCGUUACAUUUGGUUAGCUAUGCAGCUGGCUGUCCUUUAAGCUACAGGAAAAUGUACAGGCUCACGAAAAUCAGUUGAAAGAUUAAUGUAAAUAAUAAUCCAAGUAAUAUUUUCAAGAUAUUUCAAGUCUGGUCAAAGUCAGACUUGUAUGGCCAUUUUUAGAGCCCUGACACAAUAUAGCUAAAAGUCAAUUACUGGGCUUGAUAUAAAUUGUCAUGUUUUACACAUCUUAUGAAAGUGUCAUCUAAUCUAAAACUAAAACAGAAUGCAUUUUGAGGGCAUUGCAGGGUAAGGGUUGCCUGUUAGCAUAAAUGCUAUCUUUUUUUGUAUAUCUUUUUUCAGUUUGCUUUGUGUUCAGUUGGUGUUUUCCUACAUUUGACAACAUGUUAAAUAUGUCUCAGGCUUACACCUUGGCUGGUGGAAAAACGAAUUCAUGCUACAGUAUGGUGUUUAAUUGAUUUGCUAACAUAAUGGCUCCAUUAGAGUCGUUAACAAGAGUAAUUCAUUUUAUUUUUUGAUUGCCAUUAUAUUUAUUAUUUGAUGUACAAACCGUAGCAGUCAUUGAAGUGACCAUAUAGUAAAGUCACUCCAGCAAUAUCACUAUAUUAAUAGUACGUUAUUUUACUAUUGUAAUCAGGCAUUUUCAAUGCUAAAUAUACCACAUUUCCCGUAUACUAGUCACUCAAAUCACAAACUAGUAUUAUGGGACUCUGAGAUGAGUACAUCCAGUGAAGAUUAUUUGUUACAAUGUCAUUGUGUGAUCGGUUUUACAAUUGUUUUACCAUUGAAGCAACAGACUGUGUACUCUUUGCUGAAGAUCUUAUUAUAAAGCAGUGUGGGAGCCCCAUACCUGAAAUAACAGUCUCACGGCAUUUCGUGUUAUAGUCACGACAUUUAAUCUAUUGAUUCGUGUUCACCAUCACGAUUUUCCCCUUUUUUUCGUGUCACAUAGAACGAUUUUAAAAGCAAUGUAUUUCUAUUGGUAGUAUGUUUCGUGCCUGCACCACCUCUUUUUUCUGGCUGAGAGAUGUAGCAAGUUAUACAUUUUUCUGUGUGUAAAAGUAGAUUUCUGACAAUACAGUCAAUCAUUAUCAUGGUGAUUAUUUAGCAGAUAAACCUAUUAACCCCGCCCCCUUAAAAAAAAACAGCUCUUUUGAACGGCUCUCGGAAAGGAACGGAGCCAUAAGAUCCGGCUCCCUUCAAAGAGCCUUAAUUCCCAUCACUAAUACCUGACCAAAAGGUGGCGCCAACUCAAAUGGAUUGGAAUUUCUCACCGCUGAAAAGUUUCCUAGAUUCAGGGUUAACUUCCUGGCAUUGUGACACACUGGGUGCAUCUCACUUCGGUUAAAUGGAAUCCUUGCGUCCCUCACUUGCGUCGUUUCCCUGCGACUAGUCCCUCCCACCAGGGAAGCAUGGAGAGACGCAAGGAAACCAC
Molecule: messenger RNA, 4535 nt
Organism: Trematomus bernacchii (emerald rockcod)
Lineage: Eukaryota; Metazoa; Chordata; Actinopteri; Perciformes; Nototheniidae
Gene: rell2
Product: RELT like 2
Exons: 6
Coding region: 85-2454 (789 amino acids)
Biological process (GO): positive regulation of cell-substrate adhesion; positive regulation of p38MAPK cascade
Source: RefSeq, a predicted model, not a curated record